Pseudozyma hubeiensis SY62 is the source of this 1374-nucleotide messenger RNA. RefSeq names its product beta-alanine synthase. The coding region runs from base 1 to 1374 and encodes 457 amino acids. The transcript has a single exon. Gene Ontology annotation, molecular function: hydrolase activity, acting on carbon-nitrogen (but not peptide) bonds, in linear amidines. Lineage: Eukaryota; Fungi; Basidiomycota; Ustilaginomycetes; Ustilaginales; Ustilaginaceae. The record is from RefSeq and is a predicted model, not a curated record.
AUGCUGUCAAGAACGCUGGGCACAGCUCGUACAGCAUACCGGCAUGCUGCGAUGCCACGCCAGCAGGCCAACGUGGCUGCUCGAUGGUACACCGCUGGCAAGCUCCGCAUCGACGCGGACCGAAUGAUGAAGACCCUGCACGAGACUUGCGAGUGGGGAUUCGCACAUCGCUACGGCUCUUCACCUUUCGAGACCGGUAUGGCUCGACUCACACUGGACGAGAACGAUGCGACAGCACGACGAUGGCUGGCAGACGAAGCAAAGAAGAUCGGCUGCUCGGUGACUGUCGAUGAGAUGGGAAACAUGUUCAUGGUCAAACAGGGAAAGAAAGGUGGCGCGCCGACAGCGAUGGGAAGUCAUCUCGAUACCCAGCCUACAGGUGGGAGAUAUGAUGGGAUUCUGGGUGUCAUGGCUGGGUUGGAAGCAUUGCGCACGAUCAAGGAUCACAAUGUAGAGACCGAGUAUCCUGUCGCGCUGAUCAAUUGGACGAACGAGGAAGGUGCCAGAUUCCCGCAGUCGAUCGUAGGGUCAGGAGUGUGGUGUGGAGAUGUGCCGCUGCAGAAAGCAUGGAACCUUCAAGACGUGAAGGACGGUAGCUUGACCAUGAAGUCGGAGCUGUCCAAGAUCGGGUUUCUUGGCGAUACAAAGUGCAGCCACAAGGCAACGCCGCUAGCAGCACAUUUCGAAUUGCAUAUCGAGCAAGGACCCAUCUUGGAAGCGAGCGGCAAAAAGGUAGGCAUCGUUCAGGGUGGUCAGGCAUACAAGUGGUUUGACAUCAACGUUCGAGGUCGAGAGUGCCACACUGGAUCAACGCCCUUCGACACGCGUUCGGACGCCAUGCUGUGUGCGUCCAGGAUCAUCGUCGAGAGCAAUCGCAUCGCAAAGGAACAAAGCGGACUUGCUAGCACCGGCAUCCUCCGCUUAUCACCUGGAAGCGUCAACACGUGCCCGGGUCAUGUGUUCUUCACCCUCGACGUCCGCCAUCCUUCCACCGACAAGCUCGCUGCGCUCUGCAAAGACAUCGAGGCAGCCGCGCAUCGGAUCGCGUCCAGCGAAAGCGAAAAGGGAUGCGAUGUUGAUUGGGUUGAAACCUUCAACAGCCCCGCAAUCACAUUUCACCCGGACUGCAUUUCGAGCGUCCGCAAGGCCGUCGAGGCUAACUACGGUGCCGAUCACGGUGUCGACAUUUACAGUGGUGCGGGUCACGAUACGUGCUCGACCAGCAAGGUCUGUCCUUCCAGCAUGAUCUUCAUCACCAGCAAGGACGGCAUCUCGCACAAUCCGAGAGAGUAUUCCUCGCCAGAGGACUGCGCGAUUGGAGCGCAGGUGCUGAUGGACGCCGCGCUGUUGUAUGAUGCUCAGCGAAGCAAGUGA